AUGGCUAGUAUUCAAAAUAAAGGCAACUUGAAGCCAGGAUUUCAGGGAUCUCAAAUGUUUUGGAUUGACAAUGAUGGGUUGUUUCUAGUAUCCAACAAUUCACAUUUUGCUUUUGGAUUCACCACCACCCAAGAUGUCACCUUAUUUCUACUUGUUGUCAUUCACAAGGACAGUUCUUCUAUAGUGUGGUCUGCUAAUAGAGGCUCCCCAAUUCAGAAUUCAGAUAGUUUCGUGUUUGACGAUAAUGGGGAUGCUUACUUACAAAGGGGCGGAACCACAAUUUGGUCCACAGGUACCUCUAAGAAAGGUGUUUCUGCAAUGGAAUUGCUCGACUCAGGAAAUCUGGUUUUGCGUGGGAAUGAUGAAAGUGUAGUUUGGCAGAGUUUUAGCCAUCCCACGGAUACUCUACUUCCAAACCAGGAGUUUGGUGAAGGGAUGAAACUCGUAAGUGAUCCUGGAUCCAAUAACUUGAGCUAUUCCCUUGAGAUUAAGUCUGGAGAAAUGAUUCUUUCCGCAGGUUUUCAACCCCCACAGCCAUACUGGGCCAUGGGAAGUGACACACGAAGAACCAUCAAUAAAGAUGGCAAUAACGUCUCUUCAGCAACUCUUAAUGCCAAUUCUUGGAGAUUUUAUGAUGGAAAGAAGGUCUUGCUCUGGCAAUUUAUAUUUGAUGAUAGCAAUGCAAAUGCAACUUGGGUUGCUGUUUUGGGAGCUGAUGGUUUCAUUACUUUCGUCGUGAUUCAAGGAGGUUCUACAAAUCCCUCCUCAUUAAGAAUACCAGAGGAUCAGUGCAGCAGACCUGCAGCUUGUGAUCCCUAUUAUGUUUGUUAUACUGGCAACAAGUGCCAGUGUCCAGCAGCACUUCCCUCUUGCAAAUUUGGAGCUCGUCCUUCAUGCCAUAACUCAAAGGAUUCUGUGGAGCUAGUAAGUCCAGGUGAUGGCAUCAGCUACUUCGCACUUGGCUUUGUCCAACCGUUCUCUAAAACAGACUUAAAUGGCUGCAAAGAUUCCUGCCUUCGAAAUUGCUCUUGCGGAGCUAUGUUCUUUGACAGCGACUCAGGGAAUUGUUUUCUGUUUGAUCAGAUAGGAAGCAUGCAAGGAUCACUCAAUGGGGCCGGCUAUGAUUCUUACAUCAAAAUCUUUAGUAACGGAGGUAAUGGAGGAAACAGUGGAGGCAAUGACAAAAAGCGCUUUCCUAUAGUCAUUAUUGUUUUAAUUUUGAUAUUUGUUAUGCUGAGUUUGCUUUUUGCUGGAUUUUAUUACCGUAAGAAGAAAAGGAAAGUGCCAGAUUUCCAAAAAGAGAGCUCGGAAGAGGACAAUUUCUUGGAGGGUUUAUCUGGGAUGCCAGUCCGUUUUAGUUAUAACGAUCUUGAGACUGCAACAAGUAACUUUGUUGUGAAACUUGGGCAGGGAGGGUUUGGUUCAGUUUAUCAGGGGACUCUCUCUGAUGGAACUCGAGUGGCUGUGAAAAAAUUGGAAGCUAUUGGUCAGGGUAAGAAAGAAUUUCGAGCUGAAGUUAGUAUCAUAGGCAGCAUCCAUCAUCUUCAUCUAGUGAGGCUUAAAAGGCUUCUGUGCUGA
Messenger RNA from Fraxinus pennsylvanica, 1578 nucleotides. NCBI's taxonomy places the organism in Eukaryota, Viridiplantae, Streptophyta, Magnoliopsida, Lamiales, Oleaceae. The record is from the annotation of a GenBank genome assembly.